CAAGCUAGGAAAUUAACAGUGUGCUUCAUUUUUAUUACUUUUUUAAGGUUUUGACAGCCAAAAACAUAAAUUAGUUACAACUUAACAUACACAACCUGGUGUGUAGUCGGUUUUAUUUCUACUGAAUUAUUGCACUAGAGAUAUUUUCGUCAGACUAACUACAAUGAUGCGCAAAAAACGACGCUCCUCUGUGGAAAAAGCAGAAGGAACUACUACUACGACGAGUAAAGCAAAGAAGAGUCGCAGUAGUAGUCGCCAGUCGAAGGAAGCUGUUCCAGAGGAGACAAAUGAAAGUGUUUUUGGCAUCUUUCUACGAGAAGCAGGUGUUACCUUGAAACAUGGUGGCACACCUAAUGAGAUUGCUGUUGACCAAGUCAUUUUCCAAAAAAGGGUACAGAAACAACUCCAGAAGAGCCCCAGAUACCCUGGAAUUGUACAGGAAUUCAUUGCUGGAUUAGAGUCUCAUAUUGAGGAUGCUGAUAGGUUUAGGAACAGCCUCCUUCCAUGUGUUCCACGACUGCCUGAUGGAGACUCCAGUUGUGCCAGCUCAUUCCAGGAAAGUCUGCUGCGUAUGCUGUUGGGGAUUGAGAUGCUGCAGACUUUGAUCAUUAACACCUUGCUUGAAAAACUCCCUGAAUUUAUGCUCGACGGAACUAGUGAUGGAGGACUCAGUAUCCCUCGCAUAAUAAUUAACCAGCUCAAAUGGCUGGACAGGAUUGUAGACAGCAAGGAGUUGGCUACUAAGCUCAUGGAGCUGGUGUCUGUGGCACCAGUAGAUGUUCAGCGUGACAUUAUCACCAGUUUACCAGAGAUACUGGAAGACUCCCAGCACAAUGACAUAGCCCAGGAGCUCAACUCUUUACUUCAACAGAACACUCAGUUGACCGUACCCAUCCUGGACGUCCUCUCCAGUCUGAACCUCAGCUCCUCCAUACUGGCUGAGGUUCGUUCCGCUGUCAUGUCCACGUUGGCUGCCGUCCAGUUGGAGGACCUGCCUGUGGUGGUCAAGUUCAUCCUGCACUCUGUCUCAGCCUCUGAUGCAUACGAGGUGGUGUCCAACCUUCGUAAGAAGCUGGAGCUGGAGCUGUGUGUUCUCCCUCCAGGGCUCCAGGCCUCCCAGAGCCACAUCAUGAGCAAAGGGAAGACAGUAUCCACGAACUCACCAGCAACUGGAAGACAGGACAGCGUUACUCUGACAUUAGAUGGCAUUAAGACAGCGGUGCGAUUCCAGAAAACCAUAUCUGAAGCUUGGAUUAAGGCAAUUGAGUCAGUGGAAGAAGUAGAGGAUCACAAGGUUAUAGAUCUACUGGUGCUGUUCAUCCUCCACACAACAAAUGCAAACCAGAGCCGUCGGGCGGCAGAGAGGGUCCUGAAGGCCAAAGUGAGGAAUGGACAGAUCCAAGAGUCACUGCUUCAGAAAACGUUCAGGGACUAUGCUCAGGUCAUGCGUGGGUAUUUUCCCUCCAUUCUGGCCCUGGCUCAGUGUUUGUUGCGUUCCCCUGAUCCCAGUGUGGUGCCUUUUGGUGGACAUAUGUAUCGACACUCAUUCACUGUUUUUGACUCUUACUGCCAGCAGGAAGUAGUGGGCUCUUUAGUAACUCACGUGUGCAGUGGAGUGGGUGGGGAGGUGGACAUGGCUCUGGAGCUGCUCUGUGGCCUGGUUACAGAAAAACCGUCAGAAAUGGCCCUUUAUGCUGUUUUUGUGAAGGGUGUCUUGGAUUACAUGGACAACCUGACACCUCAGCAGAUCCGUAAACUCUUUAACCUUCUGAGCACACUGGCGUUUGGGCAGCAGCAAGGAUCUCACAUCCAGGAUGACAUGCACAUCGUUGUCCGCAAACAGCUCUCCAGCACCGUGCCCAAAUACAAGAGGAUCGGUAUUAUCGGUGCUGUUAUGAUUAUUGGCAGCAUGGGGGCUUUGAGGUCUAAGGGGAAGGAUUCACAGAACAGCUCUAUACCUCAGGAGAUGUACAGACAGUUGACUGCCCUGUUGGAGCUGGUGCAGUCGAGCAGCCAAAGCUCAGCUGAAGCUACAGCUCUGUACUAUGAUGAACUGGCCAACUUGGUCCUCACGUCCACCCUGGACCCACAGGUUCAGGAGAAGAUUGGAAGUAGUGUCUUAAAUGACUUCCAGGAUGACUUUGUGGUGGAUCUAGGCCCUGACAUAACAGGUUCCUUCCCCUUGUCUGCCAAAGUGAUGUACAACCUGGAUGAGGAUGAGAGUCAGGGAGGCAUCGCCAUCAACCUGUUGCCUCUGCUGGCCAGUGACUUCCAGAACAAAGGGGAGCAGCAGAGUCAAACCACGAAGAGCAGGAGAGCGUCCCCACUCUGUUUGUCUCCAUUUUUUCGUCUGCUGAGAUUGUGUGAAGAGAAACAGCAUCAGGGAGACCUAGAGGAGAUCGAUGCCCUCCUGGGUUGCCCUCUGGUGUUAACAGACAUGGAUGUAGGAGAGAAAGUGGAGGCUCUUUCCAAAGCUGAGAGGGAGUUCUUCUGUACUUUGCUCUUUCACUCCAUCAACUGGUUUCGAGAGGUUGUAAAUGCAUUCUGUCGUCAAAAAGACACUGAGAUGAAGAUGAAAGUGAUGACUCGUCUGCAGAACAUCACCUAUCUUCAGACACAGUUGGAGAAAGCUUUGGCAGCAACACCUGGCUAUGUUCUACCUGUUGCUAACUUUGAUGGAGAAAACACUGAAGGAGUCACACUGAGUUCUGCUGCUCCUGUGAACAAAACUAAGAAAGAUGGGACUGGGAAGAAGAGGAAGGCUCCAGGUAAAAACUCGUCUGAAAGCAGUUCUCAGCUUGAGGAGGCGACUGAAGCAGAUGAAACUCAGCAGGAUCUGCCUGAGAAGGAGAAGGAGAAGGAGAAGGAAAAGGAAAAGGAGACCAGGCCGGGAAUCAGCCUUACGUCCUACAGACAGUUUUUCAGGGAGUUGGACAUGGAGGUGCUCAGUGUGCUCCAGUGUGGUUUAAUCUCCUGCUCUCUUUUAGACUCUGAGCUCCAUACAAAGGUGCGAGAAGAAGUUCUGCUGGGUCCUGCUGAGCUGGUGUUCCUGUUGGAGGAUAUGUUUCGGAAAGUGGAGUUCAGUCUCAUUGCUGCCCCUGCCAAGAGAACUCCGUUCCUUAAGGGGAAGAUGGAUAGGAGUGCAGGCUUCUCCCACCUUCAACAGAGGAGUCCCAAGGAUAUCGCUUCUUGCAGUGUCCAGCUGCUGCCGGCCCUCUGCUCACACCUAGAGAACUGCCACAACCACUUCCAGACCGUGCUCUCUGAGAAUAAUGGCGUUGUGGAUGGACCAGCCACUGAUGUCCAGGAGCAUCAGCUUAUGACAACGGCCUAUCAGCUUCUCCUGCAGGUCCUGAACACAACCUUCAGCUGGUCUGGAUUCAGCCAGCCGGGUCAGCGGAGCUUACUGAAGAAAGCUCUUGGAGUUUUGGCAGGGCGACUUAAAGAAGGAGGUGCUGAGCUGUCGAUGGAAGAACUUGUGAAACACAGCUUUGAGUAUUUGCUGAACUUUCGCAGCACGAUGCCGAGUCUCAGCACAGCAUUGUGUCUGUCCCAGCUUCUGUCCACUGUGUCAGAGAAAGGAGGAUACUCCUCUGCCUACAGGGAGCAAACUGCAUCCCUCGCACGACGUUUCCUGAGCCAAGAAUGGGUGACACCCAGCGGAGAGAAGGAGCGAGGGACCAAGUUUAAUGAGACCCUUCACACUGUACUGAGCAUUUACCUGGAGCAUGUUGAUGAUGUUCUGAAGGCUGUGGAGGAAAUAGCUGGAGAAGGAAUCCCUGAGCUUCUGAAUGCAGCCAAAGAUGAGAGCUCCACAUCCUGGCCCACCCUUAACAGGCAAACAUUCUUGGUUUUCUAUAAAGUCCUAAUGGCAGAGUUAGAAAAAUCUGUCCGGAAGAUUCCUGCUGCCAGAACUGGUGACAACGCUGAGGUUCAGAGUGAGAAGCUGCUGACAUGGAACCUGGCUGUCAGAGACUUUCACAUCCUGGUCAACUUGGUUAAGGUGUUCGACUCCAGGCUGGUGGUCAAUGUGUGCCUAAAGUAUGGCCGCCUUUUCCUGGAGUCUUUCUUGAAGUUGGGGAUGCCACUGCUGGACUACAGUUUCAAGAGGCAUAAGGAGGAUGUCCAGAGUUUGCUGAAGACCUUCCAGCUCAGCACCCGGCAGCUCCAUCACAUGUGUGGACACUCCAAGAUUAAUCAGGACACAAGCCUGACCAAUCACGUUCCAGCCUUGAAGAAGAGUCUCGAGCUGUUUAUUUACAGAGUGAAGGCCAUGCUGACACUCAACAACUGUCAGGAGGCAUUUUGGAUGGGCAACCUCAAGAAUCGCAACCUAAAGGGAGAAGAAAUUCUAUCUCAGAGGUCGCAAGGAAGUGAGAAUGAGGAAGAUGAGGAGGAGGAGGAGGAGCAACAUGUAUCGCACCUUCAGGACCAGUCAGAGGAUGAGGUCCAAAAUAGCGACUCUGAAGGAAGAAGAAAAGUUAACAGAGGGGAAGAGGAGGAUCAAGAUAAUAUGACAGAUGACUCUGACUGAUACUGUAAUUAACAGGAUGGUAAAUCAGUUUGCUUUGAUUUUAAACUUCUGCAACAUGUUAAUACCUAAUUUCACCUUUAAGAGUUUUAGAUGUUUUUAUGCAACACUUUAAUUAAAUACUGCUGCUUACUAACAAAUGUGGUCCACAAUGACGGUAUACUCUAUAACAGGGGUGUCAAACUCAUUUUAGUUCAGGGGCCACAUACAGCCUAAUAUGAUAUAAAGUGGGCUGGACAGGUAAAAUAGUACAA
Messenger RNA from Sphaeramia orbicularis (orbiculate cardinalfish), 4785 nucleotides. RefSeq names its product FA complementation group D2 (gene fancd2). The record is from RefSeq and is a predicted model, not a curated record. Gene Ontology annotation, biological process: interstrand cross-link repair; mitotic intra-S DNA damage checkpoint signaling; double-strand break repair involved in meiotic recombination. Lineage: Eukaryota; Metazoa; Chordata; Actinopteri; Kurtiformes; Apogonidae. Gene Ontology annotation, cellular component: condensed chromosome; nucleus. Bases 164 to 4534 code for a protein of 1456 amino acids. Gene Ontology annotation, molecular function: DNA polymerase binding. The transcript has 44 exons.